CAGUUCCUCUUUCCACCUCCAGGAAGUCAAACUGGAGGAAGGAGGGCAAACUCGGGGAGGCGGGGCUCGGUGCCACGGGGCAGUAGAGACGGCCCGCGGUCCCCCAGCCCCCCAACCCCGCAGCGAUCCGGGAUCCGAGCGCUGGCCCUGGCGUUCGGGCACUUUCUCGGCCAGAUGGCAGACCCCCGCCCAGAUCCUGAAUCAGAGCUCCAGUCUGUGUUCCCGCGGGAGGUCGGGCUCUUUGCCGACUCUUACUCGGAGAAGAGCCAGUUCUGCUUCUGUGGGCACGAGCUGAGUAUCACGGAGAACUUCGGGUCCUGCCUCGGGGUGGCAGGGCGCGUGUGGGACGCGGCUCUGAGCUUGUGCAACUAUUUCGAGAGACAAAAUGUGGAUUUCCGAGGCAAGAAAGUGAUCGAACUGGGCGCGGGCACGGGCAUCGUGGGUAUCUUGGCAGCGCUGCAGGGGGGGGAUGUUACCAUCACUGACCUGCCCCAGGCCCUAGAACAGAUCCAGGGCAACGUCCAGGCCAAUGUGCCGGCUGGAGGCCGGGCCCAGGUCCGCACCUUGUCCUGGGGGAUUGACCAGCAUAUGUUCCCUGGAGACUAUGACCUGGUGCUGGGGGCUGAUAUCGUGUAUCUGGAGUCCACCUUCCCGCUGCUGCUGGGGACCCUCCAACACCUGUGCGGGCCCCACGGUACCAUCUAUCUGGCUUCCAAGAUGAGAGAGGAACACGGGACAGAGAGCUUCUUUCAGCACCUCCUGCCCCAGCAUUUCCAACUGGAGCUGGUCCAGCGGGAUGAGGAUGAGAAUGUCAACAUCUAUAGGGCCAGGCACAGGGAACCAAGGCCUGCCUGACGUCACCCUUCCGUUCCUCUGAACCCCUUCUUCUAAUGAAGGAACUGCCAUAUCUCCAAAGCCAUAAACAUAAGGAUCAAAAAGGAUGGAUUUCCCUUGCCUCAGUCUUUUCUCCUGCCCUCUUUGUUUCUCAAGAUACUCUUGGGCAGGUGCAGAGGGGAGCUGCUUGCUAGGAAUACUAGAGCCCUAGCUGUACUGGCUUAGAGUGCAGAGGAAGUUCCCAGUUCCUGUUCUCAGCGGAGGAAGGU
Messenger RNA from Vicugna pacos (alpaca), 1103 nucleotides. RefSeq names its product EEF1A lysine methyltransferase 3 (gene EEF1AKMT3). NCBI's taxonomy places the organism in Eukaryota, Metazoa, Chordata, Mammalia, Artiodactyla, Camelidae. The record is from RefSeq and is a predicted model, not a curated record. Gene Ontology annotation, cellular component: cytosol; protein-containing complex.